This is a messenger RNA of Ostrea edulis (European flat oyster), 764 nucleotides long. RefSeq lists its product as uncharacterized. Lineage: Eukaryota; Metazoa; Mollusca; Bivalvia; Ostreida; Ostreidae. The transcript has 5 exons. The record is from RefSeq and is a predicted model, not a curated record. Bases 132 to 716 code for a protein of 194 amino acids.
AUUUUCAUCCGCAAAACAAAUCGAGACGCCAUGAUUUGUCGAAAGGCUAUAAGUGAUAAAUAAUUAUCAUUUAAUGGCAAUAUAAAACAACAGGUCACGUUCACAUCGACAGUAGCAUUGUCUAUGAACUUAUGAUGACUUGGUUGGUUGAAAUUCUUACUAUAGCAGCCAUUGUUUCUGUUACCCUGGGGUGUACUCCACUUCCCAGAGUUGACCAGAGUGAUUUUUGCUAUGCGAAAUAUGCGUUUGAAGCAGAAGUCACAGACGUCAAACAAGCUGACAAGGAUUCGGCUUAUGAAUACACCAUCAACAUAAAAACAGAAUACAAGAAGGACAAAGCAGCAGGUAUUUAUCACACGGUGUUUGGAGAUGGACCAAUGCAUUCCUGUGGACCACAGAUUCUAAAUAAUGGAACCUCGUACAUGAUUUACGCCGGGGAUAAUUACAAUGAAAUUGAAGGAGGUCUGCGUAUCGAUGGAUAUAAACCUAUGGACAAUGUAAACGAUGUUGAUAUUGAGAGAAUGACGACCAAAUACGACUGCAACUGCACAAUAAAGUUCGAUUAUGAUGCGUAUUUUGGAUAUGAUGCAUCCGGCCUGCCACCACCCACUAAUAACGAAUGCAAUGCUCCUGUUUACGCCUGCUCCAGAAGUAGCUAUUGUAAAAGAAAUGCAGAGGGCGUGUGUACGUGGGGCAAUCAUGGAGAAUGUUAUUAAAUGUUGUUGUUAACAGAACCUAUCUAGAAAUAAAACGCUUUUGCUGCU